AUGUUUGAUAAAGAUGUGAGUGGAAUUAAGGAAUUGAAAGAGACAAAUCCUUCAGAUUCCAAAACGAAAGUGGAGGCAGGAUCUUCAGAUUCAGAAAAGAAAGCAGAGGAGGGUUCUUCGGAUCUUGAAACAAUAGAUAAAAGUAUAAUACGCAAAAUUAAGAGAAAACAUGUUCUUGACGACUUUAUUUUUUUGUUAUCCCUUUUUGCUUUGCCUUCGGUGGUAUUUUAUAAGAACAGGGAUAAAUUUCCAAUACCUCUUUGGAUUUCAAUUUUUUUAGGAAUGGUAUCCAUUCUGGUUUUUGUUUUAAUGAUGUUAAAUUAUUUUGUUAAUGUAAAAAAG
This is a messenger RNA of Dentiscutata erythropus, 342 nucleotides long. The record is from the annotation of a GenBank genome assembly. Lineage: Eukaryota; Fungi; Glomeromycota; Glomeromycetes; Diversisporales; Gigasporaceae.